Gadus morhua (Atlantic cod) is the source of this 1704-nucleotide messenger RNA. RefSeq names its product class I histocompatibility antigen, F10 alpha chain-like. Gene Ontology annotation, biological process: immune response. NCBI's taxonomy places the organism in Eukaryota, Metazoa, Chordata, Actinopteri, Gadiformes, Gadidae. The record is from RefSeq and is a predicted model, not a curated record. Gene Ontology annotation, cellular component: external side of plasma membrane. Bases 108 to 1235 code for a protein of 375 amino acids. The transcript has 8 exons.
CCUUGACUUGUGUUGUUUGUUGCUCACAUGUUUUUGAUCUUUACAUAGUUUUGAGUCCCGCCGGUUCAGAACUUCAGGAGACCAGACGACCAUCCUCCACACUCAGCAUGGGGGCGUUGGGACUGCUGCUGCUGUUGGGGCUCCUCUCCGGGGGGUCUGCAGUGAUUCACUCUCUGAGGUAUUUCGACAUGGCGUCGUCUGGCCUCUCAUCCUUCCCAGAGUAUGUUGCUGCUGGGAUGGUGGAUGAGGUUCAGUUUGUUCACUAUGACAGCGUCAGUAAGAGAGCUGUACCCAAACAGGCCUGGAUGGACCAGGUCACCACAGAGGACCCAGACUACUGGGACGGGCAGACUGCAGGAUAUCAGGUUUACCAGCAGGUCUUCAAGGGCAACGUAGAGACGGCUAAGAAGCGCUUCAACCAGACGGGAGGUGGCCACGUGUUUCAGGUGAUGUCUGGCUGUGAGUGGGAUGAUGAGGAUGAUACUACUGAUGGUCAUCAGCAGUAUGCCUACGAUGGAGAGGACUUCAUAGCGUUUGACCUGAAGACCCUGACCUGGGUCGCUCCAGUACGUCAGGCUGUCCCCACCAAACUGAGAUGGGAUCAGGAUAGAGCUGUGAAGCAAUACAGGAAGAACUACUACACCAAGGAGUGUGUUGAUUGGCUAAAGAAGUACCUGGCCUAUGGGAAGAGCACUCUGCAGAGAACAGAGCGUCCGCGGGUGUCUCUGCUCCAGAGGAGCCCCUCCUCCCCAGUGGUGUGCCAUGCUACAGGCUUCUUCCCUGACAGGGUGGUGGUGUUCUGGAGGAGAGACGGCCAGGAGCUCCAUGAGCAGGUGGACCCCGGGGAGGUCCUCCCCAACCACGACGGGACCUUCCAGGUCAGCGUGGACCUGGACCUCACGGCCGUCCCACAGGAGGACUGGGGGAGGUACGAGUGUGUGGUCCAGCGGAAAGGCUUCGAGGACAUCCCCACCCCCCUGGACCCCGCCCUCAUCAGGACCAACUGGGGGAAGACUGGGAGGGACGGAGGGCUCCCGGGGUCCUUCCUCGUCGCUGGCUCUGUGGCGGGGGCCCUCCUCCUGGUUGGAGCUCUGGUCCUGGCGGGAGUCUGUUGGUACUGGAAGAGGAACGAUUCAGCCAAACGUCCAGCAGCUGGUUCUGACACCAGCUCUGAGAUCCCUGAGGGACAGAAACGUCUUCUGGCCCCGACCCCUGACCCCAAGAAAGAGAUCUAAGCUAUGUGGCCAGAGCCCGAGGAUGUCGUCCAGGAACCGACAGUUCACCUGUGGAAGCAAUGUGCAAGAACCACGCCAUGUAGACGUUCUCAUAGCUGGGGGGGGAACUUCUUGCCCGUCGCCGUCCCGUGUGUCUGGAGGUAAUGCUUGUUGUUAUAAAGGAAGUCCUUCCUGCAGGUUGGUGGUCAGUGACUCCAACAGGUGGCUGGGGGGCCUGUCGGGGUCGGGGUACCAGAGGAGUGCAGAGCGGACAGCCCGCGGGCCAGAUCCAUGUCCAUGUUGGUGUACAAUGAACCUAGAUCAACUGUGAAUAAAAACGCUUGUGUGGAAACCGGUGUGUUAUUCAGUGUUUGGAUGGAGUGGGAGGUAUCUCUGAUGCAGCCGGGGUGUUUCCGGGAGAUGGGGUUGAGGUGGUGUUCUAUAAGAUGGAGGACGGUGGAUAGGUUCAGGGUAUUAGAUUCCUGGGGAC